CUACAGCGACAGCACUAAUCGUGGUUGUUACUCUCACUUCAUACCCCUUCUACCCCCCUCAAUCCUUUCCAGUAUUCUCGAAUUCAACUACCGUCAACAUGGAAGUCCUUCUCGGCCUCACAGGCCGCGACUUCACAAUCAUCGCCGCCAGCAAAGCCGCCAUGCGCGGAGCCACGAUCCUCAAGUCUUCCGACGACAAGACCCGCCAACUCAACAAACAUACGCUUCUCGCGUUUUCCGGCGAACCAGGCGACACCAUCCAAUUCGCUGAGUACAUUCAAGCCAACGUCGCCCUGUACACCAUGCGCAACGAGGCCGACCUCAGUCCCAGUGCUGUCGCGAGCUUUGUCAGGGGUGAACUCGCCCGAUCACUGCGCAGCAGGAAGCCGUACAAUGUGAAUUUGCUGCUCGGUGGGAUGGAUCCGAUCACAAAGCAGCCAAGUCUGUAUUGGUUGGACUAUCUCGCCAGCAGUGCCAAAGUGCCCUAUGCCGCCCACGGAUAUGCUCAAUACUACUGCCUCUCCAUUCUCGACAAGCACCACCAUCCAGACAUCUCAUUUGAGCAAGGCAUGAAGAUUUUACGCAUGUGCACGGACGAGCUGCAGCGACGAUUACCCAUCGACUUUAAGGGGAUGACGGUCAAGGUGGUCAAGAAAGAUGGCAUUAUCGAUAUGGAAUACGACACGAGCAAGCAAGUAUUAGCUGCAUAGUCAAUGGCCCGGGUGGAAAAUGAAAACCAAAAGGAAACCAGUGCUAGAUACUGAUGUACACAUGCAUAGCGCGGCGUAACAAGGCAAAUCAAGGGGAUUGAAUGGGUCAUCAAGCCAAGUGAAUCAUAAAAUGGGUAUCAUUCGUGG
Molecule: messenger RNA, 857 nt
Organism: Exophiala xenobiotica
Lineage: Eukaryota; Fungi; Ascomycota; Eurotiomycetes; Chaetothyriales; Herpotrichiellaceae
Exons: 3
Coding region: 99-710 (203 amino acids)
Biological process (GO): proteasomal protein catabolic process
Cellular component (GO): nucleus; proteasome core complex; proteasome core complex, beta-subunit complex
Molecular function (GO): peptidase activity
Source: RefSeq, a predicted model, not a curated record